This is a messenger RNA of Bombus terrestris (buff-tailed bumblebee), 2309 nucleotides long. RefSeq lists its product as uncharacterized. The coding region runs from base 1 to 276 and encodes 91 amino acids. Lineage: Eukaryota; Metazoa; Arthropoda; Insecta; Hymenoptera; Apidae. The transcript is spliced from 4 exons. The record is from RefSeq and is a predicted model, not a curated record.
AUGCUGCCACAGAACAUUAACCAAGCAGCUAGCAUAGCAGAGAACAUAGUAAUGUUCCGACCAAAAGCAGAAACCACGUGGAAAGACGGCACUCGUGGCGAAUGGCAGGGGAGGCAGAUCAUACGCUCGACAAACAAUUCCAUGGUUACAAGGUCAAAGGGACUGCGCUGUGGCUCGAAAACCUACACAGGGUGGAUGCAAUAUUUUCCACUGGCCUCUGUCGGGCUGUUUCAAGGCAGAUUUCGUUGUUCCACGCGAUUUCAACCGCGCUUUUAAACGUUAAUAAUAUUACGGCUGUAAAAAGUGAUUUACUGGCCUUCGAAGUUCCUUUAUUGCUGUCACGAGUCGGUAGAAAUCACAAACGUUUCUAGGACGAAUCUAAAAAUGAUGUAAAGUAAAUUAGCUAUUUAAUGGCCGGUAAAAUUAUAUUCGAGAAAAACAAUGUACUUCGAAAAAUGUGCACGGAACUCUUUGGAGAGUGAUAAUCGUUUUCUUGGUCACUACCCUCGACGUGGUGACCUAUUUGCCCGCGUAGGCGAAUAUCGAUACUCGUCAUUUUCACGCCGCGGAAGGCAGCCCUAUCCCCUAGUUCCCGAAUCGUUUUCUGUUAUUUCCAUAUUUCAAAUUUCAAUCUCGAAAUUCCCCUCCACCUCGCCCUUCUUCGCGUGUGCUCGCACACGAACGGACUGAAACUUUUCGUACUCGGAACCCACAUAGGGACACGCGAAAUUGAACUUCGUACGAAUACACACGGACCUAACGGUUACACCAACGAACUCGGGAACGUUGUUGUAUCUGUACGACACGCUAACUCGAUAAAGCUACAAGCUGAACCGACGUUGUGUGCGAACAAAUCAGGGGAGUUUAGAGGUCUGUACGAAGGUCUUAGCUGCGCUCGCGAUGCAGAAAUAUUGGAAACGCGUGGAUUAAGUAGGCCAUGUAACGCAAUUGCCAUGAAUUUACAGGCUGGUACUUGAACAAUGCUAUUUUACGUUGUCAGUUAAUUGUUCUAACCCAAAUUUAAUCGAAAUGAGACUUGUAAGAGUAUAUUUUAAAGUAACUUGUUUAGUUAUUCGUCGUACAAGUUAUUUUUUAGUAUCUAUCCAUUCCCGAUUGAAAAACUAACAGUUGUUUAGAUUAAAAAAUAAAAUCUACCUAUACUAAUUCUUUGAACUUAAUAUUCAUGAUUUGUUAGAAAAUUAUAGAAAUCUCCUAGAUUCAAAAUUCAAUCUGUCCGUUCCAGCAUGCAGAAUUUGGUAUUUAUCUUCCAUUACAAAUCUAUAGAAAUCUCCGCUUUCCUAAAAAUUAAUCUAUCCAUUUGUUUUAUAAUUUUCGUACAAUACGGCGUCAAAGGCACCGCAAGAUCACCCCAACGUGUUCAUAAUGCGUGUAUACCCUGACGAGGGAGGAAGUUGAGAAGACGCAAUCGUGAAGAAAGAGGAGAACGUGCGAUAGGACGAGGAAUGUGGAGGAUCGUGAUAGACGAGGAAAGAGGUUGGCGAACAAUCCAUAUAUGCAGAUCCGAGAUUUGCAAGAGGUGGCCGGCUUCGAUUCUGGGCUCGAAGUUAUUAUCACAUAUAUUAGAUAACUGACCCUGCUACCCCUUGCUGCCACCUUUCUUCUAUCACUAUACGUCUGUUGGCGUGUGUGGCUGCCGCAUUUCGCCCACCCCCGUACCUUCUCGCCCGGCAGAUACAAUAUCGUGCCGGCUGAACCGCGCGGUUAUGGUAAGAACCCUUUAUUGUUUUAUAUUGUUUCCAAGCUGCCUUUAUUAUAUGGCCAGAGCAGCCAUCUCCUCCUCUACUCUUCCUCUUCUCUCUUUUCCCUCCUUCCUCGUCGUACCGUAGUGCCGGCAGAAUCAAAAUAAAAUUGCCGUGAACGUGCGCGCUAGUAUUAUACGAAGGAUUAGGAGAUGCGCAAGGGGAUGCUAGGCAAGAAUCAAACUUCGCUGAGAAUCAAAUUUAGUCGGAAACCAGAUCUAACAAAAAUAGGAAAUGAUAAUUUCAAUUACUAACGUAUGAUUACUUGAUGGAUGAUUCGUUAGAGCUUCGAAAUUACCUCUCUGAUCCCUUAUUAAUUGCUUAUAUAAAAUUUGAAUGUAGCUUAUUGUUGACUAUACCACACCUCCAAAUACUUAUCAUUUACUAUUAUACAUCGCGACCUUAAGAUACUCACAGUUAAAGAAGAAAUAUCCAAAUUCAGUAACAGAUCUAAUAUAAGAGUUAACAACCACUAAAACCCAUUAGUUGCCCAAUUACUUGACACGACAGAUCAGAUCCGCAGACUAAAAAGACACUACCCUUUAGAUC